AUGGACGCUGGGUCGCCGGAGAGGAAGGUCGCCGAAGAGUCCGCCCGCGAGUCGCUCAUCGCCAUUUCUCAGUCCACUCCCGCAGAGGCCCCGGCGGCGGCGCACCUCUCGCCGGAGCACCCGCCGGGCGGCGGCGGUGCCGGCGUCGGAGAGGAGGAGUACCGAACCAGGCUCAUCUCCAUCUCCGACUCCAAGUCUCCGGACGCGAAGGCCUCGCCGCUGCCGCCGUCGCCGGAGAAUCUCCACACGUGA
This is a messenger RNA of Spirodela intermedia, 252 nucleotides long. The record is from the annotation of a GenBank genome assembly. NCBI's taxonomy places the organism in Eukaryota, Viridiplantae, Streptophyta, Magnoliopsida, Alismatales, Araceae.